Molecule: messenger RNA, 3650 nt
Organism: Orbicella faveolata
Lineage: Eukaryota; Metazoa; Cnidaria; Anthozoa; Scleractinia; Merulinidae
Product: E3 ubiquitin-protein ligase RAD18-like
Biological process (GO): protein monoubiquitination; DNA damage tolerance
Cellular component (GO): nucleus; Rad6-Rad18 complex
Molecular function (GO): single-stranded DNA binding; ubiquitin protein ligase activity
Source: RefSeq, a predicted model, not a curated record
UUCAGCCAAUCAAAAUACAAGUAUUCUCGCGCCAAUUUCUUUGAUUCCAAUAUGGCGACAGUUUUGCUGAUGAAUUUCUCUUACAUUUCUUGUCGUUUUGUGCAGUAAUCUCGCCAGUAUGUUGUCUUUUGUGGAUAUGAAAACUUCCUCUGCUAAGUUGGCUGAGUGGAGUCCUUCAGACUGGCCAGAGUCACUACCAGAAAUGAGGACGAUCGACAAUCUACUCAGAUGCUCUAUUUGCUACGAAUUCUUUGAUGUUGCAAUGAUAAUUCCAGAGUGUUCUCAUAAUUAUUGCUCAUUGUGUAUCCGAAGAUCCCUUAGCUAUGAACCACAGUGUCCCACAUGUUCCUCGAAAGUUAGUCCACCAAGUUUAAAAACCAACAGAGUAUUAGACGAAUUAGUUAAGAACUUCAUCAAAGUCAGAACAAAGCUGUUAGAAUUAGCAACAACCAAUGCCCAGAAAACAAGUUUAAAAGAUGAUGCUAAAAAGAGAGGUGAAACAAAGAAUAAAAGAAGCAGUACUGCCCACACAAGAAGAAGAAAGGCUCAAUCAACACCUCAAAAUGACUCAAAGUCUUCAAGUCCAGACACAAAGAGACAGAGGCUUGAUGCAGAGAAUGAGCAAGUUUCAAAUCCUGUGGAGGUGACAUUGAAUGAUGAAUUAGAAAACCCUGUUAGUACAGCAGAACCUGAAGUCGCUGUUGUUGAUGAGGAGGAAAAUCAGCAGGAGCAACAACAAUCAGAAUUACAGCCAACAGCCGUGGAUGAAUGCAGAUCUGAAAAUGAAACCCCAGCACAACCUUCAGAUGCAGACUUUGCUGAGUGUCCAGUUUGUGGUGACAUGGUUCCACACAGAAAAAUAAAUUCACAUCUUGAUGCCUGCCUCACAAGAACAGAAAAGAAAAGUUCUUUACGAAGCAGGAAGAAAGCCAGUGAGUCAAAGACUAGUAAAUCAAGUAAAAGAAAAUGUCCAUCUGAUGCAGAAUUUCAAGAAUCUCCUCCUGGAUCAAGUGAUGACUCAGCUUCCUGUUCUGUGAUUCAAGAAGCUUGUUCUUCAACAGCAAGUUCAUCUACCUUGACAAUUAAAGGCUCCAAUGCACUUAUUCGGACGAUACAGAAAAGAAAGCCCCUCCCUAAACUUGUUUACAGUGUAAUGGCAGAAAAGGAAUUACGACAAAGACUGAAGGAAUGGAAUUUGUCAACCAAAGGAGAUAAAUCUACCCUUGUUAAAAGGCAUCAAGAUUUUGUGAUGCUUUACAAUGCACAAUGUGAUUCACCAACACCUAUGACAGCUGCUCAAAUUGCGAGAGAGGUCGAGAAAGCAGAGAAGACAAGAGCCAAAGAAGCAUCUUCUACUUCAGAAGCAUCAACAUCAGGUCUUCAUUUUGAGAAAGACCAAAGUGAAGAAGAUAUGGACAAAACCCGACAAAAAUACUUGAAUGAACAUCAAGAUGAUUUCAACAAACUAAUAGCUGACAUACAAAAGAGACAGCGAGGCAAAAGAAAGAAAUCUGCUGCAAAGACCUCAGUGAGUGAAAGCUUGGAUAGGAAAAAGGUUGAUACUGCUGAGGAAGAUUUUAAAAAAUCAGAGAAUAAUGAAAGUGGUGAUCCAAAACACAGUGAUGACCAGGAAAAGAAUGAAAGUACAGAGAAGUCAGAGGCGACUGUUGAAACGUAUCUACCUUUCUUCAGGGAAAGUGACCAUGGUUCCUCACAACAUGAGCAGUGCAAGACUUCAUCUGUUAUUCCUGAGCCACCAUUGUCUCCUAGUCUAGCUUCAUUGGAAGAAGAAGAUGAGAACACUCCUUCACUUGGCCUGGAGGAUGAUGACUGGGAAUUUCAAGAGGACAAAUCUGGAGAUCCAAAUGUUAUCCCAGAAAGCCCAGUAAUAAAAGUUGGAAGAGCCACUGACGCAACUGCGGACACAGAGACUCCACUAAGUGAGAGUGAUGAGGAGUUUCAACAGAAUCAAACAUUUGUUAAUAACAAACGUGUCAAAUCUAACCUGUUCUGACCCUAGCAUUCGCUGAGCAAUGAACAUUGAUAAACAUUAGCCUUAUUCUCUACAAGUUAAAUGUCUUGAUCUAAAUUAUUGAAUUGGAUUUCUCUCUUCCUGAAACCAUAUUCUGUUUAUGUGGAGUAACAAAUUUUUUUGCACAAAACAGUGAAUUCUACAGUUGAGAGAAGCUCAGUACAAAGCCAGAAAUAUAAAUGACUUUAUUGCAAGAGGUCUCCAAAGCAAACAAUGUAAGGGUCAGUGAAGGUUUACACCCAUAUGCCUCAUAUUUUCACAUUAAUGUUUCUCAUGUAACCGACAAGCAAAUUGGGUAAAAUAUGUAGGAAUGUCUCAAUUGCGAUACAUGUAUGAGCCAUUGACUAAAACAGAGAAACAAAAAACAAGUGAGCUCCAGAUUACAUAUUUCUCCUGAAAAAGUCGAUGAUGCUCAUACAUAAAUAUUUUUCUGGGUGGACAAAUGUUUGUGGUCUCAUAACAUAUGAUCAACUUCAGCUCUUGCAAAAAUAGAAUACCGGUAAUAUGCUGGAGAAUAUUACUAUACAGUGAAAUAGUUGACUAUUAGGAAUUGUACUACAAUUGUAUUACAUGUAGUCCACACAAUGUCUUGGGAAACAUUCCAAAAAUGUUUUGUACAUAUAUAAUACUGUUACAUUUGUCACACAAAAUAGGGUACAGAAACAGAUAAUUCCUUAUACCAAAUAGUAUAAAAUCAUAUUUUCUUUAAAAAAAAAAACUGUAUAUGGAGGGGGAAAGGUUAUAAACAAUAAAACGAUGAGUUCUUUUUAAACGCAUUCUUCCGAGUCUCUGUUUUCUUUUUUGUUACCUCAUGACCUUUUACUUUCACCUCAACACCAGAAAUAAUUGUGCAAGUAAUUUUAAAAUUGUUGUGUUGCUAUCAAACUUUUGAUGGCCCUUAUAAGAGAUCUAAGGACCCAAACAAAAACAUUAAAAUGUCUUCAAGAAUGAUGUAUGACAGCCCUUGGUAGUAGCAGAAGAAACAAGAGAAUCGAGUGUAUAGAGAAAACAACUUCACACGGACCAAGAAGAGAAAUGUGGGAUGAAGUCACUGAUUGGAUAACUGAUCUGAGUUGGAUCAGUGAUGGAGAGUUUGGAUUAGAUUGGGUCCAGAGCCAGAUAAAGGAAGGAGUGAUGGAGGCCUUCCCAGAUGAAUGGUAAUACCUGGGUGAUCAUGAUACUGGAGAGCAGGUGUGUUUCAUUUUGUGUCAAAUGUUUUUUUUAUUAAAUUUACAUUCAUAGACCAUUUAAUUGUAGACACCCAGCUAGCCUUCUACACAGAUGCUCCUUGGACUCAUCACGCAGUCUUCCUUCCCCACGUUAGGGAGGAGUGUGUGACAAGCCUUCAGAAUGUCUGCCUAUGAGGCUAUUAGCUACCCCCUCCACCCAAAAAUUUGAGGAGAAUUCCCCCACGACUUUUUUGGGAGGAUGUACACAGGCCCACACUCAGUGUGUUCAGAUGGAAAUCUGUAAAUAUGAUUGUUUUUCCAUUGGUGUCUGCUGGUAGAGCAUGAUUGUGUCUAUGUUACUCUUGAUAGGGUAAACUUGUCCAAUAUCAUUAUCCAAUCUGGAGUUUCUCUUGGCUUGAUACAAAGCUUUAAAUUUAAUUCUUUUUUUU